Messenger RNA from Panicum virgatum (switchgrass), 540 nucleotides. Its product is annotated as protein NRT1/ PTR FAMILY 3.1-like. Gene Ontology annotation, biological process: transmembrane transport. Lineage: Eukaryota; Viridiplantae; Streptophyta; Magnoliopsida; Poales; Poaceae. Gene Ontology annotation, molecular function: transmembrane transporter activity. The record is from RefSeq and is a predicted model, not a curated record. Gene Ontology annotation, cellular component: plasma membrane. The transcript is spliced from 2 exons. Bases 1 to 540 code for a protein of 179 amino acids.
AUGCUCGGCGCGGUGAUCGCCUUCGUGUCCGGGUACUCGCUGUACGUCAGGUUGCCGCUCGGUGGAAGCCCCCUGGUCCGGCUGGCGCAGGGCACCGCUACGGCGUUCAAGAAGCGGAAAGCCACCGUGUCGGACCCGAGCCUCCUGUACCAGGACAAGGACCUCGACGCCGGCAUCUCCACCACCGGCCGCCUUCUCCACACCGAUCAACUAAAGUUCCUUGAAAAGGCAGCCAUAGUGACGGGCGGUGACAUGCUGCCGUCCGGCGAACAAAAGCUAUGGCGUCUGUCGACCGUGCACCGCGUCGAGGAGCUCAAGUCGAUCAUGCGCAUGCUGCCGAUCUGGGCGGCCACCAUCCUCCUCGUGACCUCGGGGUCGCACAACAGCAGCUUCAUGAUCCAGCAGGCGCGCACCAUGGACCGCGACGUCGCGCCGUGCCUCAAGAUCCCGCCGGCAUCCAUGCUCGUCUUCACCAGCCUCGCCAUGCUGCUCACCCUCGCCGUCUUCGACCGCGUCCUCGCUCGCGCGCUCCGCCGCUAA